CAGGUGCACGCUCUCUCUCUCUCUCUCUAAAAUAAAAAAAAAAAAAUUUAAAGAGAUUGACACUGCAGUUGUGGGGCUUUGACAGAGAAGGGCCCCGAGGGUCACGCCUGCGUGGCUUCUCAAGGUGGGGAGCUGGGAGGUGGACCCCAAGCCCCACGCCCUGCACAGGCAGCGGCCCCAUGGGGCCGGGCUGGAUGAUGGGGUUCUUCCUGCCAGGUACACCCGCUUCGUCCAGCAUUUCCUGGAGUCGGCCGAGCAGUUCUUUAUGCAGGGUCACCGGGUGCACUACUAUGUUUUUACCAACGACCCCGCAGCCAUUCCUCGGGUCCCGCUGGGCCCCGGCCGCCUCCUCAGCAUCAUCCUCAUCCAGAGGCACUCGCGCUGGGAGGAGAUCUCCACGCGCCGGAUGGAGACCAUCAGCCGGCACAUCGCCGAGAGGGCGCACCGGGAGGUGGACUACAUCUUCUGCCUCGACGUGGACAUGGUGUUCCGGAACCCGUGGGGCCCUGAGACCCUGGGGGACCUGGUGGCGGCCAUUCACCCGGGCUACUAUGCUGUGCCCCGCCAGCAGUUUCCCUACGAGCGCAGGCAUGCUUCCACCGCCUUUGUGGCAGACGACGAGGGGGACUUCUAUUAUGGUGGGGCGGUCUUUGGGGGGCGGGUGGCCAGGGUGUACGAGUUUACUAGAGGCUGCCACAUGGCCAUCCUGGCGGACAAGGCCAAUGGCAUCAUGGCCGCCUGGCAGGAGGAGAGCCACCUGAACCGUCGUUUCAUCUCCUACAAGCCCUCCAGAGUGCUGUCCCCUGAGUACCUCUGGGAUGACAGGAAGCCCCAGCCACCGAGCCUGAAGCUGAUCCGCUUUUCUACGCUGGACAAGGACAGCAGCUGGCUGAGGAGCUGAUGGCUGAGCCAGGCUGCUGUGCAUGGGGGCCCCAAGCCCUGCAGCCAGCUCGCCCCGGCAGAGCACCCGGCUCGUCCCCGGCGAGCACCCCGCUCGCCCCCGGCGGAGCACCCUUUACCAGCGCCCCCCCUCUCAGGCCUCAGGUGAGAUCCAUCCGGUCCUGCCUACCUCAGUCUAUUAGCAGAAGUUCACCUGGGAAAUGGAUGCGGAAGGGCCUUUGUCAACUGUGAAGGGCCGCGCCCACACAAGCGGAACACCAAGAUCACACUGCAGCGUGGCCCGAGAAUGGUCAGGCGGGAAGAGGUGAAGAAGACAGAGCCGCAGGCCUGGCCCAGCAGACGUGCCUUCGGGGCAGGCUCCGGAGUCAGCCCUACUCAGUGCCUGAAACCCCGCCUCUGCCCCACUUCUGUUGCCUAUUUGCCCCUCAAGUUGCACUUCUCAGACCCCGGCGUGAAAGGCAUCCAGACGCCUCUUCUCUGGCUGUAGGGGUCCCGGGUGCUGGGACGUCCCCCAGCCACACCGCGCUCGGCCCUGGAGUGAGUCUUUGCGACAGAACGGGCCUGGCCCUCUCUGGCGUCGAGUCUAGCCCGCACCCCACGGCGGACCACACUCUCUGGCACCAGCCCCACCUUUGUAAGGGGGUUUGGGCAGUUUUUAAUAAAGGUGGCGUGCACGAAGUCCU
Herpailurus yagouaroundi (jaguarundi) is the source of this 1583-nucleotide messenger RNA. RefSeq names its product globoside alpha-1,3-N-acetylgalactosaminyltransferase 1-like. Gene Ontology annotation, molecular function: globoside alpha-N-acetylgalactosaminyltransferase activity. Lineage: Eukaryota; Metazoa; Chordata; Mammalia; Carnivora; Felidae. Gene Ontology annotation, cellular component: Golgi apparatus; membrane; vesicle. The transcript has a single exon. The record is from RefSeq and is a predicted model, not a curated record. Gene Ontology annotation, biological process: carbohydrate metabolic process. The coding region runs from base 266 to 901 and encodes 211 amino acids.